This is a messenger RNA of Sorghum bicolor (sorghum), 2327 nucleotides long. RefSeq names its product probable glycosyltransferase At5g03795. The record is from RefSeq and is a predicted model, not a curated record. The transcript is spliced from 3 exons. The coding region runs from base 299 to 2053 and encodes 584 amino acids. NCBI's taxonomy places the organism in Eukaryota, Viridiplantae, Streptophyta, Magnoliopsida, Poales, Poaceae. Gene Ontology annotation, molecular function: glycosyltransferase activity.
GCUCACACACACAUGCUUUUCUUCCUCGCCAUGGCAAGCAUCAUCACGGCUGCCCGCCCUCGCACAAGAUAGAGCACACGCAUGGCCUCCGCGGCGCCAUGCAUGUCAUCCUCUUAUGAACAUGUCCUAAGCUUGCCGCCGCACGCAUGCAACCGCACCUCGCAAGGCAAGACAAUCGAAGCUCUAGCUCCGGUGUCAAAGCACUCAAUUAGCAAGCAAGCUAGAUUCCUUGUGAUGGAGGCAUCGUCGUCGUCCUUGCCUUGACACCUAGUCCACCAACCAAAACCAGCUAGCCACCAUGCGCGCCACCACCUCCGCCGCGGCUCCUUGCUUGCCGUGGUUGCGUAGCCACGGCAGGGCCUCGUCGGCGGCCGCCUACACCGCCGUGGCCGCCUGCCUACUCGCGCUUGUGACCUUCUUGGUGGUGGCUGCCUUCUGGGACCCCAGGACACAAGCUUCCACCUGGUUCCUGUCGUCGUCGUCGUCGUCGUCUGCCUCGUCCUUGACGACUGCCGGUGGAGUUGGCGGUGAGCACCUCCUGGCCACCGCCAGUUCGUACUACUCCGACGGCGGCGGCGGCGGCGGCAGGAACAGCACUGGCAAGGAGGUGCACGAGGAGGUCCGCGGUCAGGGUGGUGAUGACGAUGGCUUCCUCUCCUUGGUCAACUCCAGCUCCGGCGGCUAUGGAGCGCCGCCGCCUCAUCAGAUCUCCGUCACGCGGCAACCACCCGCAUCGGCACCGGCGCCCGCCGCACUGGCUCCGGCGGCGUCUCCAGUGACGGGGAACUCAGAUGAGGUGAUCCGAGCCACGCCGCAAGUUCAGAGGAGCAGCGACAUCAAAUUGGAGCGAUUAGAAUUAGGUCUCGCGAAAGCUCGGUCGGCGAUAAUGGAAGCCAUCCGAAACAAGGACAAGAGAUCUCCCUUGCCUGACAAGGAUUACGUGCCAAUGGGGCCAAUCUACAGAAAUGCCCAUGCAUUUCACAGGAGCUACCUGGAAAUGGAGAAGCAGCUGAAGGUGUACGUGUACGAGGAAGGCGAGCCGCCGGUGUUCCACGACGGUCCCUGCCGGAGCAUCUACUCGACGGAGGGCAGGUUCAUCCACGCCAUGGAGACGGCGACCCGGCUGCGGACCAGUGACCCGAGCCAAGCCCACGUCUUCUUCCUCCCCUUCAGCGUCGUCAAGAUGGUGAAGACCAUCUACGAGCCGGGAUCCCACGACAUGGCCCCGCUGAAGCGCACCGUCGCCGACUACCUCCGCGUGAUCUCCGACAAGUACCCCUUCUGGAACCGCAGCGCCGGCGCCGACCACUUCAUGCUCUCCUGCCAUGACUGGGGCCCGUACGUGUCGUCGGCGAACGCGGAGCUGUUCGGCAACUCCAUCCGGGUGCUGUGCAACGCCAACACGUCGGAAGGGUUCGACCUGGCCAAGGACGUGUCGCUGCCGGAGAUCAACCUGCGGAGCGACGCCGUGGAGAGGCAGGUAGGUGGCCCGUCGGCGUCGCGGCGCCCGUUCCUGGCCUUCUUCGCCGGCGGCAACCACGGUCCCGUCCGCCCCGCGCUGCUCGCGCACUGGGGACCCGGGAGCGGGCGAGAAGACGACCCGGACGUGCGGGUGAGCGAGUACCUGCCCACCCGCGGCGGCCGCGCCGGCGCGUCGGCGGCGGCGUACACGGACAUGAUGCGGCGGAGCAGGUUCUGCCUGUGCCCCGGCGGGUACGAGGUGGCGUCGCCGCGGCUGGCGGAGGCGGUGUACCUGGAGUGCGUCCCCGUCGUGGUGGACGACGGCGAGUACGCGCUGCCGUUCGCGGACGUGCUCAACUGGGACGCCUUCGCGGUGAGGGUGCGCGUCGCCGACGUCCCGAGGAUCAAGGAGAUCCUGUCGGCGGUGUCGCCGCGGCAGUACAUCCGGAUGCAGAGGCGGGUGAGGAUGGUGCGCCGGCACUUCAUGGUGCACGGCGGACCGCCGCGCCGGUACGACGCGUUCCACAUGAUCCUCCACUCCGUCUGGCUCCGGAGGCUCAACGUCCGGAUCGAUGCUCAUGCACAAGGCUGAAGAAUGUAUAGCCGUAUAGUACGUACGUCCGUACCGUACGUGUACGUACAGGUGACACGUCACACGUCUGAUGUGAAGUCUAACUGGAGGGAGGGACAUUUUGACAGGGUUAAUAUGGGAUGAAUCUUGGAACUACUGGGUCUUGUAAACAUUUGUCAAAAUUAAAUUAGAAUCCAAUAGUCUGCUUGUUUGUUUGUUUCAGACUUGCAGUGCAUGCAUGUAGCUGAGUUAUUCUGGAUCGGUUACCAUUGUUGGCAAUGUGACAGCAAAGUGC